CCGUGAAGUUACUCCCGCUGCCCUACGCUUCCUUGGGAAGGGGGACCCCGGCGUGGCGGGCUUCUGGCCCAGAGGAGCCUCUGCAGCUGGGGUGAGCGAACGGGCAGCCGGCCAGGCCGAGGCGCCCCUCCCGCCAAUAAGUCGGGCUGCCCCAGCAGAGCUCCCGCCCACCUCGCUGGGCAGCGGCUCGGAUUCUAGCGGAGUCGCCAGGCGGGCAAGAGCACAGCUCCUUGGGCGCAAAAGCCGGGCAGGCCGGUUGGUUGGCGGCCGCAGCUCUUCGGGGGGGGCGAGGCUGGUCGCUCCCCCCUCCGCCGGCCCAGAAGCGCUUCCCAUUGGCCCCCCGCGUGCCGGGGAGGGGGAGCGGCGGGGCUGCAAGCAGUGACCCCCUCCGCGCCGGCCCCGGAGCCCCGCCCCUUCCCCCCUCCCCGGCGGGUGUCAUCGCAGAGCGAAGAAAGUGGCCCAUUAGCGCGGCGCCUCGACGGGGGCCUUUUCUGCGCCAGCCCCCGCCUGCCAAGCUCAGAUGGGCGGCAGGCGGCAAGAGCAGGAGGAGGAGGCGGCCGCGCCAGCGCUGGGCACGGCCGGGGCUGCUUAGCCCGGCGGCUGCGGAGAGUCAGAAAGGGGCCGCCGGGUCUCCUGCCCACAGACCCCCUUCCCGGGAAGCCGGGAGCCCCGGCCGGACCCGCAGAAAGGAAGGCUCCGGGCGCCGUUCGCCGGCUGACUCCGCUCGCUCGCGGCGCCUGUGAAAUCCCGGCCGGCGCAGCCGCUUCCACCAUGCCCCGUCCGGGCCGCAACACGUACAGCGACCAGAAGCCGCCCUACUCCUACAUCUCGCUGACCGCCAUGGCCAUCCAGAGCUCGGCCGAGAAGAUGCUGCCGCUGAGCGAGAUCUACAAGUUCAUCAUGGAGCGCUUCCCCUACUACCGGGAGAACACGCAGCGCUGGCAGAACUCCCUGCGCCACAACCUCUCCUUCAACGACUGCUUCAUCAAGAUCCCGCGCAGGCCCGACCAGCCGGGCAAGGGCAGCUUCUGGGCGCUGCACCCCAGCUGCGGGGACAUGUUCGAGAACGGCAGCUUCCUGCGCCGCCGCAAGCGCUUCAAGGUGCUCAAGGCCGACCCGCUGGCGCCCUCCAAGCCGCCCCCCGAGGCCGCCCACUACCUGCAGGCCCAGGCCAAGCUCCGCCUGGGCGCCCUGGCCGCCGCCGCCGCCGCCUCUUCCGCGCCGCUCGGCCCCUACGGGCUGCCCGUCCCGCCGCCCUCCGGCUUCAAGCACCCCUUCGCCAUCGAGAACAUCAUCGCCCGCGAGUACAAGAUGCCCGGGCCGGGCGGGGGCGGCGGCGGGGGCGGCGGGGCGCUGCCUUUCUCCGCCAUGCCGCCCGGACCGGCCGCCUACCCGCUGCCCAACCAGCUGCCCCCCGCCUGGCCCCACGUCUACGGCCCCGCCGGCAUGCUGGACCCGGCCGCCCCCAUCGCGGUGGCCGGCGGGGACUACGCGGCCGCCGCCGCCGCCGCUGCUGCCGCCGCCGCCUACGGAAUGCCGCUGAAGCCGCUGUGCCACGGCGGGCAGACGCUGCCGGCCAUCCCGGUGCCCAUCAAGGCCACACCGGCCGCCACCGUCCCGGCCCUGCCCGCCCUGCUGCCCAACUCGCCGCCCUCGCUCAGCCCGCCCUCCACGCAGACGGCGCCCAGCCAAGGCAGCCCCGCCACCCCCAGCGAGACGCUCACCGGGCCGCCCUCCGUCCUGCACGCCGUGGUGGCGGUCCACUGACCCCGGCCGGCGCCGCCCUCCGCCCAGGAACCAGCGGGGAGACGAGGCGAGGCGGCCGUCCGAAGGUCCCCAAGAC
Messenger RNA from Pantherophis guttatus, 1843 nucleotides. RefSeq names its product forkhead box B1 (gene FOXB1). Lineage: Eukaryota; Metazoa; Chordata; Lepidosauria; Squamata; Colubridae. The record is from RefSeq and is a predicted model, not a curated record. Gene Ontology annotation, biological process: regulation of transcription by RNA polymerase II; cell differentiation; anatomical structure morphogenesis. Gene Ontology annotation, molecular function: DNA-binding transcription factor activity, RNA polymerase II-specific; RNA polymerase II cis-regulatory region sequence-specific DNA binding.